AUGGUAAUUAUUAAUGGCGAACACCUUUACAACAACAUCGCUCUCAUUCUUACCACCCACAUCCGUGUGGCGAUCGAACAUGGGCGAAUGUUGGUUCCCCCUCAGCGCUCAAGUCUGUGGCGUGAACCGGCUUACUAUGGAAGAAUUGAUGUGUUCCGGAACUACAAUGACCAUACUCUCAACUGUGGGGGUUACUGGCGUUUGUUUGAAAACGAGGGCCGAUGUGGCGUUUGCGGGGAUUCCUGGGAUAGCGAACUUCCACGCCCAAACGAGGCAGGCGGAUUAUACGCACGAGGUAUCAUCUCACGCAAAUAUUCCACCGACCAGCGCUUCAUCUACUCUGUUAUCCAAGUCACGUCAUCUAUCGGAGGAUACUUUGAGUUCUAUAUUUGUCCAAAUGAUGACGUUACCAAGAGGGUAAGCAGAGCUUGCCUUGACGAACACCCGAUGCAGGUGUUCAGCCCGGACGAUAAACCUUUAGGAUACAGUUAUUUCCCAGAAAUUGGUGAAGGGAAUGCUGGGAUAGUGGAACUAAAGCUGGAAAUACCACGUGACCUAGAGUGCAACCAAUGCGUACUACAGUGGAGAUGGCAUGGUGCUAGCAACUAUGGGGUUUGCAAAAACGGUCGUUGGGCGAAGGGAUGUGGUAUCCAGCCGGAAAUAUACAACUGCGCAGAUAUUGCGAUUCUUCCGGAAGUCACCCAGAAAAAAACAACGAUGUCCGUUAGCCGCACACGCCCACAGACCACGACUGACCAACCUUCUACCACAAAACAACCAAUACCAGUGACCAGUGUUCAGACAUGGGUGCAGACGGUAAACAGUAGGCCGAUUUCAAGUAAAUCUUCGAAUGAAUCUACUAUUACAUCAGAACCAGAACCAAAAAUAGUUCACCGUACAACUUCUACCGACCCAACCAUAACCACCAUAACAUCAAAAUCGGUUUUGCUUGAUAGUAAUGGAAAACUAGCGACAAAAUCUACAAAUCGAUCGAUUGCAAAUACAGCAUCGAACAAAUCAACAAGUAAUACCUCUACCACAAAAUCAACUAAAACUAAGCAACCAAUUUCACAUUCAUUUAAUCACUCAAGUGAACAGACAACUUUGUUUAUACAACCUCGGAUUCCUAGUUCAACAUCGGACCAGUCCACAGCUACUACAACUAACAAACCCACUUCCACUAGUCAGUCAAUUAAAGUGACACUUGUUAGAACAGGGACACAGACGACAACAUUUAUAAAUAUACCUAUGACAAGUACGUCAUCGACAAAAUCAACAACAUUUUCUAUUUUGUCCAACACAUCCCCCGAGACUAAACCACAAAUACCAGUGACACUUGAAAACACCAGAGCACAGCAAACACCAUCUACCCAUCAGCCGAUUUCAAGAAACUCCUUGAAUGUAUCUAUAAUCGCUUCGGAACUAGAACCACUCAAAGAUGACCGUGAAAAGUCUACUGACACAUACUCAUUCACGAAGCAAUCAUCAUCAGUGACCAAAGAGUACACAGAUACACCAACAAGUACCUCUACGCUUCCAUUUAAAACAUUGGACCUAUCCACUAAUACCACGGAAGAAGAAUCGCUUGUCUUUGACACUACUACAUCAACUGGCACAUCAACUAGCACAUCAACUGGCACAUCUACUGGCACAUCAAUUAAUACAUCUACUGGCACAUCAAGUGGCACUUCAACUGGCACAUCUACUGGCACAUCAACUGGCACAUCUACUGGCACAUCGACUGGCACAUCAACUGGCAAUAAGCAAUCAUUGACUCGUAAUGUUUCGCAGACACUUGCAUCUGCAAGGCGGCCUAUUUUCAGGACAACAGAACCAAUGAUAUUGUCCCGUUCCGAAACAACUGACCUUCCAACAUCCAGUAUGCAAUCCAUACCUACGAGUUUUGAUAAUGCAGGUAGACAAACGAGUACAACUAUGUUUACGACGAACAUCCUCACAGGUAUAUCCACGUCAACCCCUAGCAUUGGUAGAACAAAGUCUUCACCACCUACAAAUUCAGACACUGUAAACGCUAAUCAUACAGAAACUGCUUCAUCCGUUUUGUUGAAUGAUAGUAAAAUAUCUUUAAGCAAUACAACGGCAGGAAAAAUGGUCGGUGAAAGUGAAAAUCAAAACGGAAUGACCACCGAAUCGCUUCCAAACACCAAUGGCUAUGAGGAUCUUAGUACAUCAGAUUAUUUUUAUAAUGAUAUUUCAACCGCAUAUAUUCCAAAAUCAAGAACGACACAUAACGUGUCUUCACAAUCUAUUGUCGAUACCACUGUACACAGCAAACACAUCACUACUGACAAAAGUACAUCGCUAACGGAAAACCCAUUUGACUCGGUUAACGUACGUCCCAAAACGAUGCCCAAUAGCCUUCGACAAGAUGUAACAACCGAUGCAUCUAAUGCAGUUGUUUCAAAUAUAACACAAGGUAUCGUUUCAGCUGAGGAGGGAACAACAUUUUUCUCUUUACUAAACACAUUCAAUAAGAUUUAUUUUUCAAAUGGAACUACCACCUCAACCAAUGCAGAAACAAUGUCUGCAUCACAUAUGUCUUCGACAGAAGUGCCUACCACAUACAAUACGUCGAUUCAGAGUAAUGCGACAGAGCCAAGUGAUUUUAUGAAUGAAACGGAUUCAGUGUUGGCCGUAGCAAUAAUGGCUGCUGAUAACGAAACGUCAAAUCAUAAGCUUACGGGGAUAAUCAACUCUAACGCAACAGAACAAAGUUUAGACAUUGUUGCCUCGAUGAAUACGACCAGACCAGCAAACGAAGGUGUAUAUAGUAAUGUGACAUAUCCAACAACAAAAGUGUUAGAUAGGGAGACACGACAAAAUGCAAGCGCAACAGCACGGGUGAUUCAUACCAACACUGAGAAGAGCACAAAUAAAAUACCACCAAAAAUUAAACCAACUAUUGGUACGGUGAGAAAAAUCCUUGAAGAACUUCAAGUAUUGAGACCGCUGCUCGUACAGCGAUUGGCGUCAACAAAGACCCAAAAUGCAAACAAAAUAAACAAAUCAGAUUCCGCUCCUUUAAUCACAAGGAUUCCAACAAGUUCCAAAGGACACAGUAGCGAAUUCAUAUCUAACUUCACGAUAAGCAAAGACCAACAAAAUUCAAAUGCACCAAAAGCAAUUGAAACUAUCUUAUCUCGUUUCAAAGCGUUAACUGACAAAGUAGGCAUCUCUGUAUCGCUAAACUCCAACGGUAGUGCAGAAAACUACAUUGCCGGUAUCACCUCAAAAAAUAAAACUGAAGUACAUAAUCUGAAUGAUGACGAUUCAACGAAAGAAAGGCUCAGCAGUGUUGUACAGGAAAUCUCUACUCCUCCCGUUGAUACAAAAAACAUUCUGAGUCGUCCUUUAGACACUGUAAAACAAGACAGCGAAGGGAACAUUAGUACAAUUAUCAACACUGGGUCCAGUCUAGAAGUGGGUACAACAAAAGCGACCACUGCUUUUACAUUAAACGGAAACACGUUCAAACCUUCCAGUGGAAUUUCAAUAGUUCCACAAAAACAAAACAAGACAACUGUCAGCGUCGCAUACAGCAUACCAUCCGCAGAAAAUGAUCUUUCCACUUCUACUAGAGUAAAAUCUAUUAAAAGCAACGGACGUGGCACGUCUGCUUUGAAAACCACGGGGUCACUACGAAAUAAAAAGAAGACAAGAAAACUUAAUGAGUACAUGCCAAUUUCGGGAUUAGUCAGUGGUAUCAAUGUUGCAACAUUGUUCCCCAUUGGAGACAAUUUCGAUAUCUACUUUGGAAGAAAUGGUGAGAAAGUCAAUUACAAAGAAUCGCAAUAA
Molecule: messenger RNA, 3816 nt
Organism: Mya arenaria
Lineage: Eukaryota; Metazoa; Mollusca; Bivalvia; Myida; Myidae
Product: serine-rich adhesin for platelets-like
Exons: 8
Coding region: 1-3816 (1271 amino acids)
Source: RefSeq, a predicted model, not a curated record